This is a messenger RNA of Schistosoma turkestanicum, 477 nucleotides long. The record is from the annotation of a GenBank genome assembly. NCBI's taxonomy places the organism in Eukaryota, Metazoa, Platyhelminthes, Trematoda, Strigeidida, Schistosomatidae.
GUUUAAACAUGGAUUUUAUCCCAAAUGACAUAUUGAGAGAGUUUUUUCAAGGACCUAGAAAAGGCGUCAUAGGUUCUAAAACAAAGAUAAAGUCUGGGGGUAGCAGCAUAUCAGAAAAAUUACCACAGUCUACAACCGUGUCCAUGACUGCAGCUGAAGGACCAUAUGAAAUCGCAUUGAAAUCUGACUCUCCACUUAGGAAUAUUAUUUCCUGUAAAACAAGGUCUUAUUUAAACAACAGAAGCUAUACUGUAUAUUUGUCUAAAAAACUCUCUAGAAUAGUUCAGAACAAGCAUAUAAGAGAGUUCUCACCCAUUAGAAAUGCGGAGCAAUUACAAAGUUUCAAGGAAGACAGUUCCGUGGCAUUAAGAGAUAUUCAAAACAUUUUCAAGGAAGUAAUAAGCGAGAUUUGUCCUGAGCAUAGCAAUCGCAAGGCAUUACUUUCCAGCUUGCAUGACAUUUAUGGUAAUAUUUUCG